AUGAACUGUUUCUUCUUCUAUUCGUACCUUAUCUAUUUCAUUGGAUUCCUGAUUUCGCUAAGCUACUACAUCAAGGACAUCCUUCAGUACCGCAGACUGGGAAAUCUAAUAACAUCAAGAAGAGCAAUAAUUCAACCAGCAGCACCCAUUGAGAGAAGACAACCCGCCCGGAAGUACGUCAGCAGUCAUCGGCACAAAAUGCUCCGCCGGAGGUGGAUCAACGUGGUCAACCGGCUCAGCGGCAAGCUGCGGAUUAAGCCACCCCGCGAGCGGUACGAGCUGUACUUUGACUCGGAUGGGGAAAUUGGCAUCAGGACCAUCUCGGCUUAGGUGGAUGUGCUGUUGGUGGUGUGGUGGAGUGA
Messenger RNA from Culex quinquefasciatus (southern house mosquito), 362 nucleotides. RefSeq lists its product as uncharacterized. The record is from RefSeq and is a predicted model, not a curated record. The transcript has 2 exons. Bases 1 to 330 code for a protein of 109 amino acids. NCBI's taxonomy places the organism in Eukaryota, Metazoa, Arthropoda, Insecta, Diptera, Culicidae.